Brenthis ino (lesser marbled fritillary) is the source of this 1476-nucleotide messenger RNA. Lineage: Eukaryota; Metazoa; Arthropoda; Insecta; Lepidoptera; Nymphalidae. The record is from the annotation of a GenBank genome assembly.
AUGUCUACCAAAAGUGAGGAAAAUGCUUUGCGGUAUAGAAGAGCGCAAAGUGUCACAAAAGCAGAGGAGAUUACAGAAAAGGAAAAGAAAGCAAGAAAUUCUCAGUUAGAUAAACCUUGCCAUAAACCUAGAGAUUCCCUUUUUUCAUGGAGUUCAGAAUUUGCCAAUUUUACUGGAUUAGUUAAUUGGGGUUUCCUAAUGUUGACAAUAGGAGGACUUCGUUUGUGCCUAGAAAACUUUUUAAAGUAUGGCAUUCGGGUGAAUCCAUUUGAGUGGAUCAUUGUUCUUACUGGCUACAAUGAGGGUCAUAAUCAUCAAUAUCCUUCCGUUAUAUUACUAAUUUUUAGUGUUGUUCCUGCUGUCAUAAGUUUAUUAAUUGAAAAAGCAAUAGCAGUUGAGAUAUUGUCACAAAAGUUUGGCAUAACUCUUCAAAUUAUUAAUAUACUCACAGAGAUCUCUUUACCUGUUAUUGUGCUGUACUUUAAAGGUCCAGACUUUAGCUUUGUGGGGAUUACGACUGUUUGCAUGAUAUAUUUAGUGCUAUUUCUUAAACUAUGGAGCUACUGUCAAACAAAUCAUUGGUGCAGACAGGGGAUGAAAAGUAAGCAGUACAAAAACACAUUGCGUCGCCAAAGCUUAUCUGCACCUAAUUGGAAUGAACUCGUAAACACGGAACAAGAGCAAAACCUAGAAGAUGAGAAAAACGACAAGGCAUGGUCUGGUUUAGUCAAAUAUCCAGAUAAUUUGAACCUUAAAGACCUGUUUUACUUUUUAUUGGCACCCACCCUUUGCUACGAACUGAAUUUCCCACGCACCACUCGAAUCAGGAAAAGAUUUCUUAUAAAAAGGAUAGUUGAAGUGGUGUUCGGUAUAAAUUUAGUUUUGGCGUUGUUCCAACAAUGGAUGAUCCCAUCAGUGAGAAACUCUGUGGACCCCUUCUCCCAAAUGAACAUUGUGAAGAUGACAGAACGUUUAUUGAAGCUCGCAGUUCCUAACCAUCUUAUCUGGCUGUGCUUCUUCUACCUGAGUUUCCACUCGUUCCUCAACUUGAUGGGCGAGCUGAUGCACUUCGCGGACCGCAAGUUCUACGGGGACUGGUGGAACUCUAACAACAUCGCCGUGUUCUGGAGCACCUGGAACCUGCCCGUGCACGUGUGGGCGGUGCGUCACGUGUACAUACCUAUCACGGAGAUGGGCUAUAGUAAAUCAUCUGCUAGUAUUGUCGUCUUCUUCAUAUCUGCUUUCUUUCAUGAGUACCUGGUGAGCGUCCCGCUGCAAAUGUUCCGUAUCUGGGCGUUCCUGGGCAUGAUGGCGCAGCCGCCGCUGUCGGUGGUGUCGCGCGCGGCGCAGCGGCGGCUGGGCGCGCGCUGGGGCAACCUGCUCGUGUGGAGCUCGCUCAUCCUCGGCCAGCCGCUCGCCAUCAUGAUGUACUACCACGACUACGCGCUCGCGCACCUCGCCACCGCCGCCGCCCGC